Entrophospora candida is the source of this 811-nucleotide messenger RNA. NCBI's taxonomy places the organism in Eukaryota, Fungi, Glomeromycota, Glomeromycetes, Entrophosporales, Entrophosporaceae. The record is from the annotation of a GenBank genome assembly.
AAUUUUUUUAAAUAUUUCUAGUAUUUUAAAACCUUUAGAAAUAGAUAGUUCACAUUAUUUAUACAAGUCAUUAAUUGGACCAUUUAAGAGCAUUGCAUCAAUACUGCACAAUCAACCCAACUUUAUAUUACAUGUUGGUGAUCCUGUACAGAAAUUUGACAGUUUACAGCAAUGGCAAACUGAUUUUUUUGAUCCAUUAAUCAAUUAUAAAUUAAUCCAAAAAUCACCAAUGAUUUUUGCUCAUGGUAAUCAUGACUUUAAUCCAUUGUUAAAUUACCAUUACACAACAAAUAAAUUAUGGUAUUCAUUCACUAUAGCAAAUACACGUUGGAUAGUAUUGGAUAGUAAUAUUGAUGAUGAGUUACAAGAUAAAUGGUUGAUAAAAGAGUUGUCAUCAAUCGAAUCAAAAUUGGCCAAGUUUCGUAUUGUGGUGGUACAUAUACCACCAUUUGUUGAAUUUUGGGAUCCAAAAUCCUGGAAUGAGAAAUCAGAAAAAUAUUGGGGUGAUUUUGUUAGGAAGAGGUAUGUACCUCUAUUUCAAAGAUAUGAAGUUGAUUUGGUGAUAAGUGGACAUCAACAUAAUUACCAACGUGGUCAAUUCGAUGGUACUGUUUACACCAUAAUUGGUGGUGCAGGUGGCGAAUUAGAUUAUGAGAGAGUUGAAGAUUGGAAAAUUUAUUCAAUGGUUAAAAAAAUUCAUCAUUACGUGUUGAUUGAAAUUUGGUCUGAUAAAUUGAUUUGGGUAGUUUAUGAUAUUAAUAAUAAAGUUAUUGAUAAAUUUGAGUUAGGAAAGAGAGCCAUUUUUACUUAA